Molecule: messenger RNA, 417 nt
Organism: Trichoderma atroviride IMI 206040
Lineage: Eukaryota; Fungi; Ascomycota; Sordariomycetes; Hypocreales; Hypocreaceae
Molecular function (GO): carbon-sulfur lyase activity
Source: RefSeq, a predicted model, not a curated record
AUGAUCCGCUGCCACUGCGGCGCCGUGUCUUUCCGGGCCGUGCUCCCCAAGCCUCUCGCAGUUGACGUAUGCCACUGUUCAGAGUGCCAGAGACAAUCCUCCUCGGCAUUUGGCAUCUCGGCCGUCUUCCCUGUCGAGGGCAUGCUCCCCUUUGCCGAGGAUUUACAGCCUCACGUCGGGAUGUGGACGCGCAAGACUGAUUCGGGGCGCACGCUGGAGUGUUAUUUCUGUAAGACAUGUGGGGUUCGCCUAAUCCAUCGGGGCCUGCUGCCAGACGGGUCAUCCUCGCAGACGUUGACUGUCAAGGGAGGCUGUAUGGAAAAUCUGAGCCUUGAUGGUGCGAGGCACAUUUACACAAGAUCGGCCAGGGUGCCUGUGCCAGAGGGCAGUUGCUCUAGGCCGCCUGAUCAAUACUGA